Molecule: messenger RNA, 2747 nt
Organism: Quercus robur (English oak)
Lineage: Eukaryota; Viridiplantae; Streptophyta; Magnoliopsida; Fagales; Fagaceae
Exons: 15
Coding region: 126-2660 (844 amino acids)
Biological process (GO): RNA processing
Molecular function (GO): RNA binding; protein binding
Source: RefSeq, a predicted model, not a curated record
AAAACCCAAAAGAAAAAGACAUGCGAUCCCAAAUUCUCAAAAAAUUGUCUGCGACGACUCUCUGGGCUUUUGAGCGUGUCUACUGCAGUUAGCACUCAGUACAGUUCAGUUCAGUUCCAUUUGCAAUGGAGGAAACCCUAACCACCAUACUUGAAGAAGAAGAAGAACAAGAAGAAACCACCGACCAACCCAUGCCCGACGUGCCCCAAAACCCUAACUCUCUCGCUUCCGACGAUGCCUCCGACUCUCACUCCGAAUCCGAAUCCGAUUCCGACUCCGAAGACGAAUCCCAGCAGAAAGUGGAGCUCCAAACCCUGGAAACGGAGCUCUCCUCCAACCCUGCGAACUACGACUCUCAUGUCCAGUACAUAAGACUACUAAGGAAAAUGGGAGAGAUAGAGAAGCUGAGACAAGCAAGAGAGGCCAUGAGCCUCCUCUUCCCAUUGACUCCUUCCAUGUGGCAGGAUUGGGCUAAAGACGAAGCUUCUCUCGCCACCACUCAGCCCGAGGCUGUUGCCGCAAUCGAAAAGCUUUACGAACGAGGCGUGUUCGAUUAUUUGUCUGUCUCCCUUUGGUAUGACUACUUGACUUUUGUUCAAGAAUAUGAUCCAAUGGUACGUGAUUGUUUGCCUGCUGGCAUUUCAAAGGCAAGAAAUCUGUUUGAGCGUGCUCUUACUGCAGCUGGUUUGCAUGUUACCGAAGGCAUCAAACUAUGGGAAGCAUACAGGACAUUCGAGCAAGCUAUAUUGCUUACUAUUGACGAGUCUGAUAUUCAGGCAAAAGAAAAGCAGAAUCAGCGCAUUCGAACUCUAUUCCAGCGACAGUUAUCUGUCCCUCUUGUUAACAUGAAGUCAACACUUCAGGCUUAUAAGGCUUGGGAGGUGGAACAAGGAAAAGUUCUUGAUGUUGAAUCCAGUGAUUUGGAUGGGAUUUCUUCUCAUGUUGCCACAGCUUACCAGAAAGCCUUGGAGGGGUAUAAUGCACGUGUUCAUCUUGAAGAACAGAUUUCAAGGCAGGAUAUAUCUGAUUCAGAAAGACUUCAACAAUUUGUGAUCUACUUAAAAUUUGAAGAGUCUUCUGGAGAUCCAGCCCGGGUACAAGUUCUGUAUGAACGUGCUAUUGCUGACUUUCCAAUAGCAAGUGACCUAUGGCUUGACUACACUCGCUAUUUGGACAAAACCUUGAAGGUAGGCAAUGUUGUGAGAGAGGUUUAUUCCAGGGCCACAAAGAAUUGUCCCUGGGUUGGAGAACUUUGGGUUCGAUAUUUGCUUUGCUUGGAACGUGGCCGUGCUUCUGAGGAAGAAUUAGCUGCUGUAUUUGAGAAGUCACUGCAGUGCACCUUUUCAACCAUUGAUGAGUAUUUUGAUCUAUUCCUCACUCGAGCGGAUGGCCUAAGACGAAGACUCUCAUUUACUGGUGAAGUAGGGGAUUAUUCGAUAAUAAGGGAAACCUUUCAGAAUGCUUCGGAUUACUUAUCACAGCACUUGAAGAACACAGAGGGUUUGGUGCGAUUGCAUGGUUAUUGGGCCCGUUUAGAGCUAAAUCUGGGAAAAGAUUUAAAUGCAGCUCGUGGAGUUUGGGAGAGUUUGCUAAAGAUUUGUGGUUCAAUGUUGGAAGCCUGGAAAGGUUAUAUAGCAAUGGAAAUUGAAGCAGGUCAUAUAAAUGAAGCUAGGUCCAUCUAUAAGAGGUGCUACAGUAAAAGAUUUGCGGGGACUGGCUCAGAGGACAUUUGCCAUUCUUGGUUGCGCUUUGAGAGGGAAUAUGGUACACUUGAAGAUUUUGACCAUGCUGUACAAAAGGUUACUCCUCGCCUGGAAGAGCUCCAGUUAUUUAGGUUACAGCAGGAAUCAAAAUCAACAGAUGAAAGGGAAAAUUCUUCUAAGAAAAAAGCUCGUGAAAAGAGAAGGCCAGGUUCAGACUUAACUCAAGAACAGUCUCCUGCAAAGCGACAGAAAGAUGCAGCUCAAAACCCAAAGAAAGCGUAUGGGAAGGAUAAAGCCCACGAGCCGAACUUAGUUGAGACAAAUGAAGUGGAAGAGAUGAAUGCCAAGAUUGACAAUGAAAAUAGCAGAAAUGAACAGAUGAAAGACAAUUAUGGAAAACAACAGAUGAAAGAUUCUACCCCUGGAAAAACUAAAGUAUACAAGGACCAAUGCACUGCAUUUGUAUCAAACAUUAACCUUAAGGCAAAUUCUGAAGAUAUACGUAAGUUCUUCAGUGAUGUGGGUGGAGUAACUGCUAUUCGAAUACCACAAGACAAAUUCACAGGAAAAUCAAGGGGACUAGCAUACGUGGAUUUCUCCGAUGAUGCUCAUCUUGCUGCAGCUGUAGAAAAGAACAAACAGAUGUUACUUGGAAAGAGGGUGAGCAUUGCUCGGUCAAAUCCAAACAGAAACAAAAAAGAUAACUCUUACAGUGAUGGCCAAAGGGAACAUGUUAAAUUGGCAGUGCAUGGUGCUGAUCACAGCAGUACAGCUGGAGGAUCUGCUACUCAAAAGCAUAGAGUUGAUAAUGUCCCGAUUAAGGGGAAGAACACAUUUGCAGUCCCGAGAGCUGUUGUUAAACCACUUGGUUGGACUGCAAAUGAACCGAAGACUGAGGAGGGAGAUGAAAAGCCAAAGUCUAAUGAUGAGUUCAGAAAGAUGUUUAUUAAAAAGUAAUGUGUUAGUGGGUCACAAAUUUUACUGUAUGGUGCAUGACAAACUGUCAUAAAAUCAUAUGAAGGUUAAAUUUUGCUUUGUCGACAA